Messenger RNA from Protopolystoma xenopodis, 225 nucleotides. The record is from the annotation of a GenBank genome assembly. Lineage: Eukaryota; Metazoa; Platyhelminthes; Monogenea; Polystomatidea; Polystomatidae.
AUGUUCGUCGGCAUACCAAAUGUCCACACUUCUACCACCCUCGGAAUCAUUUUCUUCUUUCCGGUCGUCGCCAUCUUCAGCUUCAGUCCUACCUUAUCAUCAACCCCACAGUCAUCAUUACCAUCUCAGUUCACCUCGUCCAACUUUGUACUGGAAUACAACUUCCCAGUGUUGCUAUGCCAACAGGAAGAUAGUUUUCGGCCCCCCGCGGCCGGCCAAGCAUAA